AUGGAAGAGGUGGGUGUAAAGAGACCCAUUUUCAAAGAAGAAAGCAAAGAGGAACAGCUAAUUCUUAAGACUUCAUUCAAAGAAGCCAGGAAAAGGCAAAGCCCGCGAGUUGAUAUUCUUCUUAUCCUUUUAUGUGUUAUCACAGAAAAACUUCUUGUCUUGUUACGAGAUGGCCGAAAGCUCUUGGGUGUACUUCGUUCUUUCGAUCAAUUUGCAAAUGCUGUUCUUGAAGGUGCUUGUGAGCGAGCUAUUGUUGGGGAUAUCUACUGUGACAUUCCCCUAGGCCUAUAUGUUAUCCGCGGGGAGAAUGUUGUCUUACUUGGUGAACUGGAUUUGGAUAAGGAGGAGCUUCCUCCGCAUAUGACCCGUGUGCCUGAAGCAGAGAUAAAAAGGGCUCAGAAAGCUGAAAGGGAAGCUACAGAUUUGAAGGGCUCCAUGAGAAAGAGAAUGGAGUUCCUUGAUUUUGACUAAUGAUAAUCUUCAUCAAAUCCUGCACUAUAUUGCGAGUUCAUUCUAUGUCUGCGAAGAUUAUUGCAGGUGACCAAGAAAUGGAAGAGGUGGGUGUAAAGAGACCCAUUUUCAAAGAAGAAAGCAAAGAGGAACAGCUAAUUCUUAAGACUUCAUUCAAAGAAGCCAGGAAAAGGCAAAGCCCGCGAGUUGAUAUUGUACUAUAUCCAUAGCUGGUUUCAUCAUUUAUAAUUUAGUGUUUUGUGAUUGUUUCGGUUGUAACAAGCUAAUGUUCAAUCUCACCCUCUCCCUUGAUGGUGGCUUUUGUUUAUCCUUCAAACAUAUACUGCUGAGAUUUUGCUCAUUCAGUUGUUUGGUGCCUCAUUUUGUAAUGGCACAGUACCUCUUAAUUCUUUAACAUGGAAAUUUCCUGCAGAUUUACCAUA
Molecule: messenger RNA, 893 nt
Organism: Vitis vinifera (wine grape)
Lineage: Eukaryota; Viridiplantae; Streptophyta; Magnoliopsida; Vitales; Vitaceae
Product: sm-like protein LSM1B
Exons: 5
Coding region: 1-471 (156 amino acids)
Biological process (GO): deadenylation-dependent decapping of nuclear-transcribed mRNA
Cellular component (GO): P-body; Lsm1-7-Pat1 complex
Molecular function (GO): RNA cap binding
Source: RefSeq, a predicted model, not a curated record